This is a messenger RNA of Silurus meridionalis, 2413 nucleotides long. Its product is annotated as heparan sulfate glucosamine 3-O-sulfotransferase 3A1-like. NCBI's taxonomy places the organism in Eukaryota, Metazoa, Chordata, Actinopteri, Siluriformes, Siluridae. The record is from RefSeq and is a predicted model, not a curated record. The coding region runs from base 335 to 1354 and encodes 339 amino acids. Gene Ontology annotation, molecular function: [heparan sulfate]-glucosamine 3-sulfotransferase activity. The transcript has 2 exons.
AAGCAGGAGCUGAAGUGGAGAUCUCCAUCCAACUCUCACCUCACCGCACCUUUUAUUGGUCAGUGUUACCUGCUAUGCAAAUUAGAGAACAGGAUCUCUGGGAGGUGAUUGGACGCCGGAGAUGUCAGUCAUGUCCAGCGUCCAGGGCUACAAGUUUACCGCAAAGUUGACAGGUCGAGUUUUUGAUUUCACGUGAACAGAACACGUGACUGUGUGCGAAGAUCAAAGAGAAUUCUACAUUGAGAUCUUUUUUUAAACAUUUAGCGGAUAAACAGCCCUGAGAAUGUGCGUCUAGCAUGGCCACGGCACCGACUGACGCGUCGCGUGGGGCGACAUGCCGUGCAGGUCACCGCGGAACCCCAGCGUGUGCGUCCGGAGCGCCGUGAGGAAGUGCGCGCUCACGGUGGUGUCGGUGCUCGUCUCCUUCUACCUGAAGAAGGAGCUCGGCGGCUGCGUGCUCCACGGACGCGCCGCCGGCUCGCUCCACAGGCGGUUAUCGGACGGCGGAGAUGUCCCGGACGCCGCGCGAGGUUUCCUGGCGGCGCCCCGCGGAAGGAUCCGGACGCUACGCUCCGGGAUGAAGCAACUGCCGAGCGCCAUCGUGGUGGGCGUGAAGAAAGGCGGCACGCGCGCGCUGCUCGUAUUCCUUCGCGUGCACCCGGACGCUAGGGCGACGGGGACCGAGCCACACGUCUUUGACCGUUUCUAUGGCAACGGAUUGGCGCGGUACAGAGACCUGAUGCCCAAGACCCUGGAUUGUCAGAUCACCAUGGAGAAGACGCCCAGCUACUUUGUGACUCGUGAAGCUCCAGCUCGAAUCUACUCAAUGUCACGUUCCACCAAACUCAUCGUGGUGGUGAGGGAUCCGGUCACCCGGGCCAUUUUAGACUACACACAGACACUGUCCAAAAAGCCAGACAUUCCCUCAUUUGAGAACCUGACUUUUAAAAACAGGACUACAGGCCUAAUCGACACCUCAUGGAGCGCCAUCCAGUUUGGCAUCUACGCCAAGCACCUGGACAACUGGCUCCAGUAUUUCCCCAUGCGUCAGAUCCUGUUUGUAAGCGGCGAGCGGUUGAUCAGUGACCCAGCCGGAGAGCUCGGCCGUGUGCAGGAUUUUCUGGGCCUCAAGAGGAUCAUUACAGACAAACACUUUUAUUUCAACCAGACCAAGGGCUUUCCAUGCCUGAAGAAGGCUGAAGGAAGCAGCAAGCCUCACUGCCUGGGCAAAACCAAAGGCCGAACACACCAUAACAUUGACCCUGAGGUGGUGCAGAGGUUUCGGGACUUCUACCGGCCCUUUAAUAUUAAGUUCUACCAGAUGACUGGAAUGAUAUUUGGCUGGGACGACUGACUUUAUACUUUAGACGGACCAUACAUUAUGAUUGCUUGCAGUUCCAAUCAGUACAAGAAAUACACCAAUAUAGACAUGAAGUUGAGUUGACCCGUGCAACACUGUGAUUCCAGAGGUGAACACAGAGUCUUAACCAAUAAUUCAUCGUUGCCCCUUAUACUAUUGGGCGAAAAUUCUCCUGGGGUAAAUAUUAGUCAUUUAAAAACAUGUAAAAGCUUUGUGUUUUGACCAGUUUCUAUAAUGCAUGUAAGAGGGCAACAAGGUGGGGGAAAAACGUUCCGUUGUUUUACAUAAAAAGAAUGUGGAGGAUUUGGUUAGAUCUCUACUUUAGGUUAGGAUUUACAGUAGCAAUAAGGAAAUUCUUGUCUUUUAAGGAAUUGUUAUAAUUAUUAAACAGACACUGCAGGAAAUUUAGUUUAUUCAGAAGAAAAAACAGACAGACAUUGAGAAAAUUGCCUCUAGGGUGCAGUCUGAAAUAGUGACCAGUGGUCGACUCCGAGGAUAUCGAUGGUUGCAACUGCACACUAUUCGAAGAGGAGAUGUUGUUUCUCAAAAGGACUUGAGCAACAAUGACCUAAAGGAGUUAAGCGAACAUUAUUCUCUUAUUGCUACGGUUUUAUUCUCAGAAUUUAGACUUUAUUCUCAUACGCUUUUUUCUCAAAAUAUUAGGUUUUGCUGCAACAGGGUAAAAAGGGACCUUUAGAACACUUGAGAAUUGAUAAUCGAUAAAUAAUCUACAUUUAAUCAAUAAUCAAGCUAUACAGGUGGUCUGGGUCAAUAGAAUAUCCAGUGAACAGAACAUGAGGGUUAAGUGUACAUCAUUGAUCUCAUCCGCAAAAUUCUUUAUUAUUUAUGUCCAGUCCAGAUUAUCCAUAUUUAUUAUUUAGAGUGCCGGAGAUGUCGUUUACCAUAUAUUUACUUCCAUGGUUUUCAUCUUAAGUCUUCAAAAGCCCCUGCUCACCACACAUUGAAGUUCUCCUUGAGCACAACACCUACACUAUAUUUCCAAAAGUAUUGGGUCACCUGGUCAUAAGUACGAUGUGUGAUUUAUAUGCAUCG